AUGUUCUCUUCUCCAUCGCCGAUAGCGCCUGAGUACAAGGAUCGAGGAUCCACAGUCACCGAUGGGUGUGUCCAGCGCGGAGACCGUGUUCGACUGCCGAACUCAAAGAAUGCGGCAUGGGACGGAGAGCGUGUUGCCUCUGAGUAUGACCAUGCUCAUGGCUCCAAGGCUCCUGGCCUGCCCUUUGCGUUCUAUGUGAUACCGUGGUCUGGUGAUGAUGGCUUCCUCGCUGGGCAAUCGGAAUCAUCUCAAUCGCAGACGUGCCUCGAUUUGAAACGAUUCCGUCAUUGCCAGCAUGAGUACAACAACGCGUCGAGCCGGUCGGCUGCCCUCUAG
Molecule: messenger RNA, 336 nt
Organism: Colletotrichum lupini
Lineage: Eukaryota; Fungi; Ascomycota; Sordariomycetes; Glomerellales; Glomerellaceae
Exons: 3
Coding region: 1-336 (111 amino acids)
Source: RefSeq, a predicted model, not a curated record